Molecule: messenger RNA, 605 nt
Organism: Psylliodes chrysocephalus
Lineage: Eukaryota; Metazoa; Arthropoda; Insecta; Coleoptera; Chrysomelidae
Source: the annotation of a GenBank genome assembly
AUGAAAACGACUCCGGACCAAUACAGAUUAUAUUUGGAAAUGUUAGAAUCCAAUGUCCACUUCCGGGAAAACAAAAUAGCCCCAGAUAAUCCAACUGGGCUAACAGACAGUUGGGAAAAGUUAGGAAAAAGCUUGAAUGGAAGUGGUGGACCUCAGAGAAAUAUCGCAGAAUGGAAAAGAGUAUUUACUGAUUGGAAAAGCCAAGUGCGUAAAAGAGCUCGCCUCAUCAGGAAUUUCAUGAAGGAAACUGGCAAUGUGAGAGAUCCAGAAAAAGAUUUAACAGAAAUAGAAAAAAAUUGUUGUUUCUAACUGGAGAUAUAGCAGUGGGGGGUAUAAAGGGUAUUCCGGAAAUUGGAAUAAAUAAUAUGGAAAAUAUAGAUAAUGCAGUAGAGAAAGCUAAAGCUGUAGAGAAAGAAAAACAAGAAGAAAGAGCAAGAAAGAAAAUUACAACAAGAGCUAAUACCAAUGUAUUAAAUUCAAUAAAUAUGAAUUUGGAAAAGUUAGUAAAACUGAAAGAGAAAGAACUUCGGUUAGAACGUUUAAAACUUCGUUUAAAAUAUAACAUUGAGCUGGCCUCUGAAAAUGAGGGAUCUGAGGAAGACUGA